UCUUACUAUGUAAUUAAAACCCUUCUUAAACUUGUAACGAUGUUCUGAAGCAUAUUCAUUGUUUGGAACAAACAAAGGAAAUUUUUUAGCUUCACAUUUUUUUUGUAGGAUAUUAGUCAGAAAAUUUUCUGGUAGGUGUAAUUAAACUUUUUGUCGCUAUAACGACAAAAUGCAGGACUCUGUUCUCUAACCAUCCCGGCUGAUAGGCUUAAUGAUAGCAAGAUAACCUAAAAAGCGAUCGUACUACGAAACAGAAGAAUAGAGACAUGCAUGUUACGUUUCAUCCAGAGUGUGUGUGUGUGUUUAAUGUCCAAGAUAUGCAUGCAGGGGCAGGUAUAUAUAUGUAUUAUGUACAUGGUCCAACCCAGGAGGAUAAAGUGUCAGUGACAUCUUGGCCAUCAUGAUUGCAUGACGAGUCCCACCCAUAUCUUAAUACUUAAAAGUUAAAAGAGCUGCUCAAGGUAAAAGAAUAACACUAUAAAGACAUACUCUCCUUAUGGUGAUAAAAAGAGGCGCACUAUGAUUCUCUUCAACUAUUGAAAGACGAGUCUCUCGGAACAACUAUUUUGGACUAAAAUUUUGGCCCAAUGAUAUGGAAACUCCUCAACACCCAACAACUAUAGAGCUCAACAAUUUAGCUAUUUAAAUUUUGCUACAUUAUUUGGAUAAGAUAUUUAGUCCCAAAUUUUGUGUGUGUAGAAUAUCUCUUAAGGAUACUUUCUCUCUGUCAAUUGUAGUUUACAGUACGUACGAUUGUCCAAGUAGUCAAGUAUAACCUGUUAUUACAAGAAAUGAGGAGUUUGGCAAAGGAAGGGCUGCACAUUACAUUAGGUGCAUUUUUAUUUAUUUAUUUAGUUUUAUAGUUUAGGUGUUUUUUUUUAUGAAUAAAAAGGUCUCCCGAACAGAUUAGUUUGUCCCCCGUACGUGCUUUCUAGCUGAGAAACCAAAGCCAUUCUCUUCUUCAAAAGAGCACCCUAUUCUUCCCUAUUUGCAUCGCAUUUGUUCUUGAAUCUAUUGGUAUUCCAGAGCAGCUGAGACAGAGAUAGGGAGAGAGAAUGUUCCAUCCCAAGAAGCCUUCAACUAUGAAUUCACAUGACAGACCCAUGUGUGUUCAAGGAGACUCCGGGCUUGUGCUCACCACAGACCCAAAGCCCCGCCUCCGAUGGACGGUUGAGCUUCAUGAGCGUUUUGUCGAUGCUGUUACUCAGCUUGGGGGACCAGAUAAGGCCACGCCAAAGACCAUCAUGAGAGUUAUGGGUGUCAAGGGUCUCACUCUUUACCAUCUCAAGAGCCAUCUUCAGAAAUUCAGGCUCGGAAAGCAACCUCACAAGGAAUUCAGUGAUCAUUCAAUUAAAGAUGCUUCAGCUUUGGAACUUCAAAGAAGUACUGCAUCAUCGUCUGGAAUGACGGGCCGUACUAUGAAUGAGAUGCAAAUGGAGGUGCAGAGAAGACUGCACGAACAAUUAGAGGUACAGAGACACCUUCAGCUGAGAAUUGAGGCUCAAGGGAAAUACAUGCAAACAAUACUGGAAAAAGCCUGUCAAACGCUUGCUGGUGAAAACAUGGCUUCAGGAAGCUAUAAGGGCAUUGGAAAUCAAGGGGUUCAUGACAUAUCAGCCAUGAAAGAUUUUGGGCCUGCUUUGAACUUUCCAUCUUUACAAGACCUCAACUUAUACGGAAGUGAGCAACUUGAACUUCAACAAAACAUGGAAAGGUCAUCACUUGAUGGACUUAUGCCAACUAAUGGCAACAUGUGUCUGGGUAAGAAGAGGCCUAGCCCUUACGGUGGCAGUGGAAAGAGCCCUGUAAUCUGGUCGGAUGAUCUCCGUCUGCACGAACUGGGAACAGCACCACCGUGUCUUGGUCCUCAGGACGAUCCAUUCAAAGGUGAUCACGAGAUUCAAAUCGCAGCACUGUCAAUUGAUAGAGGCAAUGAUAUUGAUUGUGUGUCCGACAUGUAUGAAACGAAGCCCAUACUAACUGGUGAUGCUAUGGGUGAAAAGAGAUUUGACAACUCUGCAAAGCUUGAAAGGCCCUCCCCACGAAGAGCUCCACUUUCGACUGACCGUAUGAACCCUGUGACUAACACCAGUGCCAUGCCACAAGGCAGAAACUCUCCAUUCGGGAUUAGAUCUGAGAGACCGGUUACCAUAGUUUUUGGGUGGAGGAGAUGUUUGCGCAACUACCUAUAUUGGUUCCAGGGAAAAUUUUAGAAUCUGCAAGAUGCAAGGAGGCUCUCUCCUCCACACACGCAAACACCCUGUGAGAGAGUGAGGAGAGAGAGAGAGAGAGAAGGCAACGCACUCCCAUGCGUGCAAAUAUCGAGGAAGCUUCUAUCUUUAUGAGGGCAAAGUUGAGUCUGCCAUCAAAAGCUGAUGGAAUUAAUCAUUACACUAGACGACAUGAGAAUGAAUAGAUGUUUAUACAGUAUUGAAUGAUAGGGUUAUAAGUGUAUAAAGUCGGUAUAAUGCCCAAUGCACGCGCAUUGGAUUCUGUUUGCUAAUCCCUUUUAUAUUUUGUUUGUGCACAGAAAACUCUCUAAAGAUAUACAAUGCACAAGCUUCUUUUGUCUCCCAACCCCACUCCCUCUCUCUCAAGGUCUCACAUACACUGGAGUACACACAAGCAUUGGACCUAUUACAACCAAAAUUGUAUAACACGAUACAUGUGUACCAUUAGGGUCUCCAAUGCAAGCUCUAAAACUCUAUAUUUCCACGAUCAUAAAAU
Molecule: messenger RNA, 2727 nt
Organism: Ilex paraguariensis (yerba mate)
Lineage: Eukaryota; Viridiplantae; Streptophyta; Magnoliopsida; Aquifoliales; Aquifoliaceae
Source: the annotation of a GenBank genome assembly